AUUGCAAGUCCCCGGGCAGAGACAGAGAGUGAGGAGAGAAAGAGGAAAGAAAAACAAGGCAACAAGUUACUUCUAACUUCCAACCUUAAACUCCUCUUAUUCCAAGUGUGAAAAUAGGGGAAGGCAGAGAUACUUCCUGUGCUGCCUCAUCACCUCAUGGGUUAGAAAAUACUGUGUAAUGCAGCAGCAGUGGAUGAUGGGAGGACUCGUAUUGGUCCUGCUGGUUCUCUCAGCAAUGGCAGUGGAUGCUGGAAAGGCAGAGAAACCAGGCAAGAACGAGCGGAAGUCAGACUGUGGGGAGUGGCAGUGGAGUGUCUGUGUGGCGAAUGUUGGGGACUGUGGCCUGGGAACAAGAGAGGGAACCCGCACAGGGAAUGACUGCAAGCAAACCAUCAAGACCCAGAGGUGCAAGAUCCCCUGCAACUGGAAGAAGCAGUUUGGAGGUGAAUGCAAGUAUGACUUCCAGGCAUGGGGGGAAUGUGACCUGUCCACCGGCAAAAAGACCCGCACUGGAACCCUGAAGAGAGCCCUGCUGGACGCUACCUGCUCUGACCCUGUCAGUGUGACCAAGCCCUGUGGAAAAACUGUCAAGACGAAACCACAAGAUUCUAAGAAGCCAAAACAAGAGGGAAAGAAGAAGGAGCGGACCCCUGUGGAAUAACAAUGUAACCUCGAUGAUGGGGGGGAGCCUCUGGAUGUCUAUUGUAAACCUUUCUCAGUGACCCCCAGUUUGUAACUAGUUCCCCACCUGUGAUACUGUAUGUCCACUGUUCAGAGAGACUCUUAAAAAAACUAUAUAUAUAUUUGUUUUUUCUUAAAUAGAAAGUUAAAGGAAAUUAGGGAAACAAAACCAAGUAAUAACAAAAAGAUUUGCCUACUUGUGUGAAAUGUGUGCUUGUAAAAAUUAAUAAUUCUAAAUAAUAAUAUUUUUCUAUCUUUCACCAUGGGCAGUAUCUUAAUAGCUGGUGGAAGUUUUUUUUAUCCUUUUUUAUCUGUUAGUUGUGGUGUUUCGUAGCUGUUUCUUUUCUGAAUUCUCACACUCAACUUCACCCCCUAUUUUGCUAAAUGUCUUCUUGAACCAACACACCCAGCUCAUCUAUAGUAUGACCAGCUGUAACCCACUGUGGUUUUAUUCUAAAAUGCUGAAUUCUCGAUCUUGGAAUAUCUGUACAAUGUUAGAAUGAGCUGUCAUUUUUGUUGCAGGCCACAUUGCCCCAGAAAUGUUUAAUAAAAUGCAUUCUCUUUACCCAGUCGUUAGAGAGCAUGGUAAUAGAUGAUAUGAAAGUAAAUGCCAAAAAAGUCACUUUUUUUUAUAAAUCUAUUUACUGUUCUGAAAAUACUCCAUUUCAGAAUUGUUACUAAAUAUGUUUAGUUUUUUUACAAUAAAUUACAUACUUACUGUU
This is a messenger RNA of Acipenser ruthenus (sterlet), 1403 nucleotides long. RefSeq names its product pleiotrophin. NCBI's taxonomy places the organism in Eukaryota, Metazoa, Chordata, Actinopteri, Acipenseriformes, Acipenseridae. The record is from RefSeq and is a predicted model, not a curated record. Bases 179 to 661 code for a protein of 160 amino acids. Gene Ontology annotation, molecular function: growth factor activity. The transcript is spliced from 6 exons.